AGGAAACUGGUAUGUUCCGGAGGGGACCAUAGUGGGUAGUUUAGGCAGUGGUGAUGUUCCUGGAUUUGAGAGAAACAGAGGUCCUAUGGUAGUGAGACUGAGGAGGAACACUGGUACUGGUACUGCAGCUGAAGGAAUAUAUCACUGUGAGGUAAUGGACAACACAGAAACUUACCAGAGAGUUUUUGUGGGAAUAUACAAUGGAGGAGAAGACAUCUCAAUACCUGGGGAACUGACAGUGAAGUCAAACCUCAGAGCCAGUCCUCAG
Messenger RNA from Geodia barretti, 268 nucleotides. The record is from the annotation of a GenBank genome assembly. Lineage: Eukaryota; Metazoa; Porifera; Demospongiae; Tetractinellida; Geodiidae.